AUGGGGAUCGGCAGCGUAACUCUGGGCUCCGGCGGCGCAACCAGCGACCGCCACUACAACGUCCACAAGGCCUUCCUCCUCUGCAACUACCUCCUCCUCGGCGCCGCAUCGGCCUGCAUCUUCCUCACCAUCUCCCUCCGCCUCAUCCCCUCCAUCUGCGGAUUCUUCCUCCUCCUCCUCCACGUCUUCACCAUCGCCGGCGCCGUCGCCGGGUGUGCCGCGGCAUCCUCCGGCGGCGCCUGGUACGCCACCCAUAUGGUGGCCACCGUCCUGACGGCGAUCUUCCAGGGGUCGGUCUCUGUUCUGAUUUUCACCAGAACAGGGGAUUUCCUCGGGGAGCUGAAGUCGUACGUGAGGGAGGAUGACGGCGCCGUCAUCCUCAAGCUCGCCGGUGGUCUGUCGGCGUUCGUGUUCUGCUUCGAGUGGAUUGUGCUGGUUCUGGCGUUUUUUCUCAAGUACUACGCUUACAAGGAAGGCGACGGUGGUUCUGCCGCCGGCGGGUUGAAGAGGGGGAACGCUAGGGUCCACCAGGGUGGAGAUGAGGACUUGAAGAACUGGCCCUGGCCCUUCCAAGUCUGA
Linum tenue is the source of this 579-nucleotide messenger RNA. The record is from the annotation of a GenBank genome assembly. Lineage: Eukaryota; Viridiplantae; Streptophyta; Magnoliopsida; Malpighiales; Linaceae.